CUUAGUUUCUUAUCUCACGGCAUGAAUUAUUUGAAAGAAAAAGUUAUGGUAGCCUAUAUAAAAGGGUAUUGGGAUUUGGGUCUAUCUAUUGUGUCGCAAGUUUACUAGCCAGAGACUAAAGAAAGUCACUCACUAGGCUGUUUUCUGCUCAAGGUUUUGUGACAAGAUGUUGAGAUUCAACAUAGCAAGUGACAAGUACAAUGUAUUUCUCCAACAAGUACGAGACUGGGCAAAGGAUCCAAACAGGUUUUCCCAUGGUCGACCUGUGCUUCCAUAUCCCCCUCCAACCAUGCAACAAGCACAGUAUACCGACAUCGAACUUCGAGCCAAAGAUGAUAAACAAGUAGAAAGAGUCCUAACUGUGAAACUCAGACGCCAUGACCUCUACAUUAUAGGGUAUCGUAUGGAAGGAGCAAACAACUGGCUUGAAUUCAAAUGGGAAGAUCCAAAACUAAAGCUAAUUCCCAAUUCCGAAUCUCUUGGAUUCGGGGAGAACUAUGAUAACUUAGGUAAGCUAGAAAAUCUCGAAAAAGUCGGGUAUACUACACUCAAAAAAACUAUUGCUGAUCUUGCUGUAACCCGAGACAGCAACACCCGGAAGUCGUGUUUGCGUGUUUUAGCUGUUAUGAUACCGGAAGCAGUCAGAUUUCAGAAACUGUCUGAUCCUUUUAGCACUGCUAUGCAAAAUCUAAGUGAUAUAAAAUUCGAUGAGGUUUGGAUGGAAGAACUUAUCAAAAGUUGGGGAAACUUAUCGGAUAUGUUAUUGCGCGAGGAUCAGUACGCAAUUUACUUCCGUCUACCAAGAGAUAAAGAGACUAAUCAACCGAAUAUCCUCACACGAACAAAAGAGAUAGGAAUUGUGACAUCCAUGGAUGCUGCUAAGUGUAUUGCCCUGUUAAAAGGGAAUUACCCUGCACCCAAACUCCAAUUCGCUGCGUUUUCACCUGUUUCUAAUGCUCCUAGUACUUCCAUUCGAGGUAAAGGAUUACCGCUACUUCAAGUUUACUCCGUCUACAUCAACAAUCUUGUCGGAGAAAUUGAAUUGUAUGGAAAGGUACAAAUCGAUGAUGGGUUAGGUACCUUCCAUUUGUACAAUCGACAGAGAACUAGUUACGAGUCUAUUCAAGUGUCCGAGGGUGUCACGCUUUCUGGACCCUAUCGCGGUACAUCAGCUAGUCAGUACUUUGAAGUGAAUCUCGAUCUUAAAAAACGAGGUAAUUCUGUUGGUUUAGAUGUAGAUAUAAGUAAGGGAAGUUUUUCUUGGGAUCUUUGUCAGCUUAGCAAUAACAAUUACUAUGACAAACAAUUGUCUUAUGUUGUGCACGGUAAAAAUAGUUCGGCCACAGUUUAUUACACCCCAUUUCGCGAUGCUGUGCAGGCUAACGUAGAAGUUGUGCUCAUAAAUGGAGAUGGUAAGGACCCGGCUGAAGUGUAUGGAAGUAUGGUUGCUCGUUAUAGCAACUACAACGAUCAAAGUAAGUACUAUCAAAGCGUACUUUUUAGCAAGUCGAGUAAAGAUUGUGUGAAAGUGAAGGCUGGGAACUCGAUUCCAUUGUCGAGGUUUGUUGUAGCUGUGCCUACUUUAGGGUCACUUAUUGUUGAUGCAAACUUUUGUGUUAGUUCUGGUAAAGAAAUUGCUAAGGGGAUUGCUGAGUUUCCUCCUCAGUUGGAUGGUAAGACUGUUAGAGAUAUCAAGGGGACAUAUGGCCUAGUUCGAGUGACCGUGUCUUGGAAGGGUCGGAUCUCUGAUGAUUGAUUGAUCGAUGAGUAUACUCUUCUGUUUUAUUUAUUUUGCGACGUUGUGGUUUUUGGGGUGAGAGUGUUAUGAUGAUAAAUAAAGCAAAAUGAAUGGAACAAUAUGUAAUGUUUUGUUUAUGUUUAUGAGUGAUUGUAAUAAUGAUUUGUACUUCUAUUGUGGGAAAAUCAUACCAUUUUACUUGGUAAUAAAUAACUGUGGGAGUAGAUUUAAGUCUUGAAAUGCCAAAGUUGUACUCCCUCUGUUUCUUU
Molecule: messenger RNA, 2007 nt
Organism: Amaranthus tricolor (Joseph's coat)
Lineage: Eukaryota; Viridiplantae; Streptophyta; Magnoliopsida; Caryophyllales; Amaranthaceae
Product: 60 kDa jasmonate-induced protein-like
Exons: 3
Coding region: 167-1756 (529 amino acids)
Biological process (GO): negative regulation of translation
Molecular function (GO): rRNA N-glycosylase activity
Source: RefSeq, a predicted model, not a curated record